This is a messenger RNA of Nymphaea colorata (pocket water lily), 1185 nucleotides long. Its product is annotated as gibberellin 20 oxidase 3-like. Gene Ontology annotation, molecular function: gibberellin 20-oxidase activity. NCBI's taxonomy places the organism in Eukaryota, Viridiplantae, Streptophyta, Magnoliopsida, Nymphaeales, Nymphaeaceae. The record is from RefSeq and is a predicted model, not a curated record. The transcript is spliced from 3 exons. The coding region runs from base 32 to 1084 and encodes 350 amino acids. Gene Ontology annotation, biological process: response to light stimulus; unidimensional cell growth; flower development.
UCUUUCACUCCCACCCCAAGGAACACAAACAAUGGCUCCAAUUUCUCAUGCAAAGCUGCCAGAAGCCUUCGUAUGGCCAGAAAGAGAUCGGCCGGCCUUCGCAGCGGGGCAGCCGCUCAACGAGCCGGUGAUCGACCUCGCCGGGUUCCUCGCCGGUGAUGAGGCCUCGACUCAGCUUGCUGCCGAGCUCGUCAGCUCGGCCUGCCGGAAACACGGUUUCUUCCAGGUGAUAAACCAUGGAGUGGACACAGAGCUCACAUCUGCGGCACUUCAUCACAUGGAUGAGUUUUUCAGGCAGCCGCAGCAUGAGAAAAAGAGGGUGAGGGGCUUCUCCGAUGGUCAUUCCCACCGUUUCGCUUCCAAAUUGCCUUGGAAGGAGACGCUCUCCUUCCCCUUCCAGGCCUCUGAUCCAACGCUUGUGCUGGACCAUUUCCAAGCCACCAUGGGCCAUCAUUCUUUCUCAUCAGGGUUGGCAUUCAAGGAGUACUGUGAAGCGAUGACAGAGCUUUCAUUGAACGUAUCAGAACUGCUGGCCAUCAGUUUAGGGCUGGAGAGGAUGAGUUUCAGAAGGUUCUUCGAAGACAGUUCGUCAAUAAUGAGAUGCAAUUACUACCCUGCCUGUGAGAAGCCGGAGCUCACUCUGGGGACAGGGCCCCAUUGUGAUCCAACCUCUCUCACCAUUCUUCACCAGGACCAUGUUGGAGGGCUCGAGGUCUUUGCUGAUGGAAAAUGGCAUCUGGUCUCCCCUAAGCCUGCUGCUUUGGUCAUCAACAUUGGUGAUACUUUCAUGGCAUUGACGAAUGGGAAGUACAAAAGCUGCCUGCACCGGGCGGUGGUGAAGAAGGAGAGCGAGAGGAGGUCGUUGGCUUUCUUCCUCUGUCCCAACAAGGAGAAGACGGUGGGGCCGCCGGAGGAGCUGCUGCGCCGGGACGGCUGGAGGAGGGCGUAUCCGGACUUUACCUGGGCAGCCCUCUUCGACUUCACUCAGAAGCAUUAUAGAGCGGACACGAACACCCUUGACGCUUUCAGCUCUUGGAUGUGCCCUGAAUUAAGUCCUUUCACUAAACAAUAUACUUCGAGUUAACUAUUUUCUACCUUAUUUCACCUCAAUAUGCUGUUGUAUGUGUAUGUUGAAGUGAGAAAUUUUCUCUUCAAUUAUAUAACCUCUCUCUCUCUCUCUCUCUC